AUGGCUAGCACAACUGCGUCAGUCGCGGAUAUGAUAUCGCAGCUUGAAGCAGCGCGUAAACUGGCACUUGCAGAUCCGCAAGUGUACAAUCAAGUUCUUCCCGGAAUCUUGCCCAUUAUCGGUCCGUCCGCGCAUGUCCAAGUUCGAAGAUGGGGAGCAGAUUUUCUGGCAGAAGGAUUUGCAAGUCCGUCCCUGUCAAAUUCACAAAAGGAACAAUUGUCGUCGGAGGUACUACCUGUUCUUCGAGCAAUGUUGGAGAAACCAGGGGAAGAUCCUGCGGUGGUGAAGAGUGCGGUUCAAGCAGCAGCUAGCCUAUACCCAUUGGUUUUCAAACGAGUCAUAUCACAUCCAAACGAGGCCGCAUUAUGGCAGGAUAUGAGCAGCAUCAAGUUGGACAUCCUCCAGCGCAUGGAUUCAGCCCCAGUUGCAGUCAGAAUAUGUUGCAUCAAGUUUGUCCAGAAAGUCGUGCAGGUAGAAACACCUGGAUUAAUCUCAGACCCUCGACGUCCGGACCAAAACGAGACAUCGAUUGCUCUGGUUCCACGAACCCAUCCUUUAUUGCAAUUGCCGAACCUAGAAGCUGAGGCAUCUGGUCUGUUGGACAGGUUACUGAGUGUUUUCCAAGAGAAUUCAAUGGAUCCUAUCCUUGUUGAUGCCACACUCAGUUGUCUGGCAAUCCUCAUUCGAAGUCGACCUCCAAUCUCGACCAAAAUCGUCUCUACAAUCCUCAAUUUCAAUCCAAUGAAACAGACCAAUUCGCCCAUGACCCCUCGACUGAUGGUCGUUGUUAAAUCAAUGGAAAGGACCACAAGAGCGUUGUUGAGAUGGGUUCUGCGAUCUGUCCCCAAUCAUCCGAUGGAGCAAAAGAUUCAGGCAUAUCUAUUGCGACUACAACAAUCGAGAUCGGCAUUGUUCUCGGAAACGACCGCCCAGAAACGGCCUGCAGAAGCUCUGGAAGGCGGUGAUGAUGCGAAAAGACAAAGACUUGCGGGUGGACAGCGUAAAUUUCCACCCAUGCCACCACCACCGAAUUCAUUUGCACACCUUUUCACCCUCACUGAGGAUCCUAGCCUUCAACAAUUUGAUGUGACGCUUCUCCCUGCCGACAUUGUCAGCACCGUAUGUGCUGUUUUCUUGCAACAUGUCGAUCCCAGCUCCCUGGAUGAGGCCAUCGAUGUGGUUCGAGCGAGAUACCAACAUUUGCAAAAGGUCAGCCAACCAACUCCCGUCCCUGAGGUGCCGAUGGCUGGUCCGACAGGGAUCGAUGAUGAAGACGACUACGACCCGGAGUUUGUUGCUACGUCAGAACCGGUAGUUGAGCCCACUACGGAGAGAGCCCUUGAAGAAUUGGCCCAACCAGCCAUUGAGUUGGGGCCUUUUGAAUUGCCUAAACCUCCCCCGUUGACCGGUGUAGAAGUUGCCUUGUUAUCAGAUCAAACCGUUGGCCACGUGUUUCAACUGGUGGCCUCUCUAGAUGCGGUGGGACAAUCACGCACCAAACAGAAGCUGGGUCUGAAUCGUCUCGCUGCUAGUACCAAUGACCGGGAUUCUUGGGUAACGAUCCUCAUGCGGCUGGCAACCAGAGCACCCUCCGGAUUGGAUGAUGUGGCCAGCGCCUUGACCGAUGGCGAUACACAUCCCCUGCUCAAGUCAGAAGACGCCGAAGAACCUAACCUGGCGAGUCGUAUCAGGCAGGCCCUAUUCAUGUAUAUUCUGGAUGAUUUCCGACCUCGCUUGAAUAUUGCCAUAUCCUGGCUUACCGAAGAGUGGUAUGCCGACAAAAUGACGGCGAAGAUCCAUCCGGAACUCGGAAAAACUCUCCCUAACUAUUCUCGAUGGGUAAAUCGACUGAUCGACCGCCUAUUACCUUACCUCGACGCCAGGGACAAGAAUCUACUGAUCCGAUUUCUGUCUGAGAUUCCGGCCAUAGAUCACGAAAUACUGGAUAAAGUCAAGUCUCUUGCACGAGACCCCGAGCGGCUCAACAUGUGUAUUCUUGCCAUGCAAUAUCUGUUGAUGAUGCGUCCACCGGUUCGGGAUAUGGUGCUUGACACAAUCGAGAGUAUCUGGCGUGAGGGCGAUACCCAAGCCAGGAAUGCUACGGCCAAAGUCCUAAUGAAGUGGAGGCCAGGGUGCCUAGAACAAACGGCACCAGCUAAAAAGGAAGAGUCGGUCGUGAAGGAGGAAACCAAGAUCAAUGGAUUGAAAAGUCCUCCCACCGUGAACUCGGAGUUGGUUGAUCCGAGGAAGAGAAAUGCGAGAAUGGCCGUCACCGCAGGGGAUGGUUGA
Messenger RNA from Rhinocladiella mackenziei CBS 650.93, 2289 nucleotides. RefSeq lists its product as uncharacterized. Lineage: Eukaryota; Fungi; Ascomycota; Eurotiomycetes; Chaetothyriales; Herpotrichiellaceae. The transcript has 4 exons. Gene Ontology annotation, cellular component: mRNA cleavage and polyadenylation specificity factor complex. The record is from RefSeq and is a predicted model, not a curated record. Bases 1 to 2289 code for a protein of 762 amino acids.